This is a messenger RNA of Rana temporaria (common frog), 3576 nucleotides long. Its product is annotated as E3 SUMO-protein ligase ZBED1-like. The record is from RefSeq and is a predicted model, not a curated record. Gene Ontology annotation, molecular function: protein dimerization activity; DNA binding. The transcript is spliced from 6 exons. Bases 351 to 2921 code for a protein of 856 amino acids. Lineage: Eukaryota; Metazoa; Chordata; Amphibia; Anura; Ranidae.
CAGACUUCUAGCUCUCCAUGCGCCGGUGGGCGGUUCCCGCCCUGGAGCGUCGCAGCCAUUGGCUGCCGUGCUCGUCUGUCAGGACACGAUUACCAAUCGAUAUGUCCAAUCGGUAAAGGCCGCGGGGGCGGGGCUUAGACCCGCGAUUAUACGUCUUAGAAAAUCGAGAUAUCAGAAUGACAAUGUGAUCGGAGGGUGCCGGUGGUCGUGUCUUCCCCUGUGCGGCGAUUCUAUCGGCCGAUACCAGGAGAGAAAGAGGCGGGGGGAGCGAGGACAAGACCCCGCCCAGCAGGUCAGUGCCAGCCCCGGAACCGGGCCGAUUAUCGAGGUGCUUGGACAUUAGUCAAGCCAUGCAAACCGCAGAAGACGCUUGUGCCCAGCUGGAAGACGAGUUACUCUUUUGUGAAGACUGUCGCUUGUACUUCAGAGACUCCUGUCCACAGCAUGGAGCCCCGACGUUCAUCCUAGACACACCAGUUCCGGAAAACGUUCCUUCCCGGGCUCUUCUCUCCUUGCCAGAGGGAUUGGUAGUAAAGGAGAGACCACAAGGAGGAUUUGGGAUCUGGUGUACAAUUCCAAUCAUCCCACGUGGCUGCAUCUUUGGCCCUUAUGAAGGGGAUGUCUUGGCGGAUCGGAGUGACUGCACUGUUUUCUCUUGGGCGGUACGGGACAACGGGUCAUAUUUUUAUAUAGACGCUAGUGACGAUUCCAAAAGCAGCUGGAUGAGGUAUGUGGCUUGUGCAUCAACAGAGGAGGAACACAAUCUGACGGUCUUCCAGUAUCGGGGGAAAAUAUACUAUCGUUCUUGUCAGACUAUUCCAUCAGGAGCAGAACUUAUGGUAUGGAUUGGUGAGGAGUAUGCCAGAACCCUGGGCCUCAAACUAGGUGAGCAUUUUAAAUAUGAAUUUGGUGAAAAGGAACUGCUGAUGAAGUUAUUCCAAGAUUUACAGAUUAAACCAUUGGAUCACAUAUCAAGUCAAAACCAAUACCUCUCCAGUGAUAUGGUCAGCCCUAUAAUGCAGUCCCAUAAACCAAGCUAUCCAGUAAACAACAUCGGUCACUCCUCUGGAUUUCAGCUGCUUGAAGGAUCUCAGAACCUUGUUAGCCUUGGCCGCGCUCAGAGCCGGUACUGGACUUUUUUUGGCUUCCAAGGCGAUGCCUAUGGUCGGAUAAUUGAUAAAACUAAAAUAAUUUGCAAAAUCUGUGGUGUUAGACUUUCCUACAGCGGCAAUACAACUAACUUGAGACAGCAUCUUAUUUAUAAACAUAGACGAGAGUACAAUGAACUGGUGGGAACCCAGGGGGCAGUAGUUGACCCUCAAAAAAGUGUAGAAGUUGUUCCACCUCGUGAAGUGGCUUCUAGGGCUGUGGUGGCUCCUACAGUGGGAAGAACAACCAAAGCUGUGGCAGAUUUUAUUGUCCGGGACCUGAUGCCUGUUGAAAUAAUUGAAGGGGAAGGUUUUACUCAUUUGCUGUCAGUAUUGGACCCGAAUUACAAACUACCAGCAGCUUCUUUUCUGGCCCAUACCAUUUUACAUGAGAUGUAUGUCCAAGCGAAAAUAAAAGUGGGAGAGGUAGUGAAGAAUCUACAGGAUUGUUCAGUAAGCCUGGACUUAUGGAAGCACAGUGGUUCUUUGUCCUACCUCACUCUCAUUAUCCAUUACGUUGAUGAAGGAUUUGAAUCUAAGAACAUGGUGCUAUCCAGUAGGGUUGUCUCAGAAGACCUUUCUGAAGAUAGCCUGAAGUCAGUCCUUCUUGAUGUAGCAGAAGAAUGGGGAAUACGGGAGAACACAUCCUAUGCAGUCGGGCUUAGCAGUCCCUCUGUAAAAUCGGCAGCCUCAAAAGUGGGUUGGAAGUCUCUGCCAUGCGUAGGGCAGGUUCUUCGAGGCUGCAUUGAAGCAAUUCUUCAACACCACACAAUACAGACAACACUGGAUAGAUUCAGAAGACUCAUAGCCACUGUUUUCUCAUCAACUACUCAGAAUGAAGAGUUGACCACCCAUGGUCCCGUAUUAAAGGUGCACUUGAAAAUGUUCCUUCGUGAUGGAACUAAAUGGUACAGCAUUUACACUUUAUUGCAGAGCAUUGUUGACCAUUCCAAGUUUUUUAAAGGUCUCAUUGAAACACUGAAUGAAGACGGCAUAGCUUUGGAGUCAGGGGACUGGUCAAUUCUCCAAGAUGUCGUAGACAUCCUUAAACCUUUAGCUAUUGCUACCUCAACUUUUACCAAAGAUCAGUUUGCUGGGUUAUCCCUGGUGAAACCCGUGAUAACCAGCUUAUUGUAUAAACACUUGGCAUCUAAUGAGUGGGAUUCAGACUUUUGCAAGAACAUUAAAAAGGCCAUACACGAAGAAUUGAGUUUUAAGUAUUCCGACAGCGAGGUCAAUCAGGUUCUCAAUUUGGCAUGUGCCUUGGACCCUCGUUUUCGUGGCCUUGACUUCCUCAGCCAACCAGACCGUGUGGAGACCCUUCAUUUGCUGAAGCUCGAGGCGUCAAGUCUGGCAAAGACACAGCCAACUGAAACUGCUUGUGUUACACCUGAUCCUCAAAACACAAGGCCAGCAGCGAAAAAACCCAAGCAAGAUUCUGGCAUCGAGUUCCUCCUUGGAGACUUGUGUAGUGUAAGAAAUGCUUCAGGUAGCACAGUUAACCAGCAGGCGGAACAAGAAAUUAGUAGCUUCCAAACUAGUGAAGCUUCCUCCUUAUGCCAGGACCCGUUGCAGUGGUGGAAAAUGCAUUAUACCCAGUACCCACUUUUGGCCCGGGCAGCACGUAAACUCUUGGCCAUCCCUGCUACUUCUGUACCCACAAGCUGGCUGUUUACAGAUGCUGGCUUGACAGUUUACAGGAAGCGGUCAGCUUUGACAGCGGAGCAUGUAGAUAUGCUUGUCUUUUUAAAUGGUAAUAGAUCAAUUCUCUAAACUGGUACUGGUUGGUCUUUCACAUCUGUGCCUCUCCUCUCCCCAUCUUGGCCACCAUUUGCAAGUGGCACACUGUGUUUCCUACAGGUCUGAUCUAGUGCUUCCAGUGCUUUACCUAAUAAGAACAAGCUAUUUGUUUUUGGUCUAAACCAGUAUAUAGAUUUAAAAUAACAAUUGCUUCCUUGAUACUCAAAAAUACAUACGGAGAGAUUUGUAAAGAGUGGUGCAGAAAACUUUCUUGCAAAUUAUGCAUAUUUCUAUGCAUACUUCAAGAGUUGCUAUAGUAAUGUAUUUGAGGUUAAUAGUCUAUAUAGCAGCAAUUGUGUAGGGAAAUGGUAAAAACAAAAAAAAACACACACACAAUUACAAAAGGUAUGUGCAUAAGCAAAACGAAAUUGCAAGAAAACAAGAAAAGAAUGCAUAAAUGCCCCAAAAUAAUGCUGCCCAACUCUUUAUAAACCUUAUUUAAGGUCCAACUCUCUUCCUAAUUGAAGUUUGAUGGAGAAUUUGGAAGGAACAUAAUUGGCUAUUAUCAUUUUUACUCUUAUUUGUAUGAAUUUGCAUACCUUACAGUAUUUUAAGUUAUGCUUGCGUGGAAAGUUUUCUUUUUUGUAAAAUGUCAUCUUCUGAAAAAUGUCUUACUUUUUGUCCCGUU